Molecule: messenger RNA, 333 nt
Organism: Aspergillus udagawae
Lineage: Eukaryota; Fungi; Ascomycota; Eurotiomycetes; Eurotiales; Aspergillaceae
Exons: 1
Coding region: 1-333 (110 amino acids)
Source: RefSeq, a predicted model, not a curated record
AUGCGUCAGUCUCUAUGGUUUCCAAUUUUUACAUUAGCUAAGAAGACCCGAGAGCAACCGUCAGCACAGGAGAUCCUGGGGAAACUAAACAGCCUGCAGCCGAUCGUAGAGGACAUCACGCUCAUCAAGAAUGCAGUCAACAAUGUUCUCACUUCGCCCGCCCCCAUCAUGCCAAAUGUAACUUCCCGGAUCGCCUCCUGGGCAGAUAUAGUCCGCUCAGGCACACCCUCAUACCCAUCGACGCCGAACAGCAGAGCCUCCACAACGGCAGGCAUCAACGACAGGGAAACAGUAGUGAAACUCGAUGCGAAGGCUGCGGCCGUCCUCCUUUAG